GAAGCUCAAUACUCAGCUCGGCCAAUCGCUGGGCGCGUCGUAGGAACUCCAGCGGAACGUGUUGCCGUCGUCGUCGUCUCGUCGUCGGCUGAGUCUGCUCCCGCCAGUCGAGUCGCGUCCGCCAAAGUGUGAACGUGGUUCCCUCGUGAUCGGCCGAUUAGCCCCUCGGAUUUUUCAUCCGUGAACGCGACUCUUCCUCGAGGCGAAAAAAAUGGCCUGCAACAGAGCUGCAAAAUCUGGAUUCGCCGCGGAGGCGCAAAGGAAGAUCAAUAGCAAAUACAGCGAGGAACUCGCGCAGGAAUGUCUGGAAUGGAUCAAGACGAUAACCGGCGAAAACAUAAACACCAACGGGGACAUGGACAACUUCUACGAGACCCUGAGAGAUGGCACCUUACUUUGCAGACUGGUGAAUGACAUCAAGGAGGGUUCAGUGAAGAAAAUUAACAAGACGUCGCUGGCCUUUAAAUGCAUGGAGAAUAUAAAUGCCUUCCUGGAGGCUGCGAAAUCAUUAGGUGUUCCGCCGCAAGAGACCUUCCAGACCGUAGACCUCUGGGAAAGACAGAAUCUAAAUUCCGUUGUUAUUUGCUUACAAUCUCUUGGAAGGAAGGCGGGUAACUAUGGCAAACCAAGCAUUGGUCCUAAAGAAGCAGAUAAAAAUGUACGCAAUUUCACUGAGGAACAAUUGAGGGCCGGACAGGGCGUGAUAAGUCUACAAUACGGCAGUAAUAAAGGUGCUAAUCAAAGUGGCAUUAAUUUCGGCAACACAAGACACAUGUAAAACAUCCACCUCCGCAUUUGCGUUGAGAAACAAAACCAUUCUGUUCUCAUCUCUCUUCUGACUUUAUUCCCGUACAAGUACUCCUCUAGAUGUAGCGUAAUGCAUAAUAGAUGUUAACGAGGUCCAAAAUAAAAAGUAUACUGAACGAUAUGUACCUUCACCACGACAGAGAAGAAUUAAAACAUAAGAAUAUGAGACAUAAGAUUCUUCAAAUAAAAAAAAAUAAUGCAAGGUGUGUAUAUAUAUAACUUACGAAAAAGGUGACUAAUCCUUAGAUGCAUAAAACAGGGAUUUAUAACAUGUUUUUUUUAAUUAUAUUUUUUUAAUUCCAUUAUCAUCAAUCAUAUCUUUCUCUUCUUUUAGAUAAUUUAAAAAAAAUAUUAAGCUAUGCUUUGACACUCAAUUUAUUCAACCCAAAAUUUAUCAAAUCAAUUUUCUAUUAAAUUUCUAAUUUUUAUUGCCAUGCAUCCAAGGAUUAAAUCUUAUCUAAGUUUUGUAUUGAUAUAAACUAUUUAAUUUCAUUUCUUGUUGUUACUUUCAUUUCAAAUCUAUCGCGUAAUGAUUCGGAAUCGAUAUAUGAUGUCAUACUUAAUACGUUAGAGUGAGGACUCCGAGAAGUACGUAAUAUUUUUUAUAUUCCGUUUCUUGAUUAUAUGACAAUUCAAAUUGAAU
Mycetomoellerius zeteki is the source of this 1450-nucleotide messenger RNA. RefSeq names its product transgelin calponin-3 (gene Chd64). Gene Ontology annotation, biological process: actin filament organization. Lineage: Eukaryota; Metazoa; Arthropoda; Insecta; Hymenoptera; Formicidae. Gene Ontology annotation, molecular function: actin filament binding. The record is from RefSeq and is a predicted model, not a curated record. The coding region runs from base 212 to 778 and encodes 188 amino acids. Gene Ontology annotation, cellular component: actin cytoskeleton. The transcript has 4 exons.